This is a messenger RNA of Chaetomium fimeti, 5272 nucleotides long. RefSeq lists its product as uncharacterized. Gene Ontology annotation, molecular function: signaling adaptor activity; protein binding. Gene Ontology annotation, cellular component: vacuolar membrane; Seh1-associated complex. Lineage: Eukaryota; Fungi; Ascomycota; Sordariomycetes; Sordariales; Chaetomiaceae. The record is from RefSeq and is a predicted model, not a curated record. The coding region runs from base 301 to 5265 and encodes 1654 amino acids. The transcript has 2 exons. Gene Ontology annotation, biological process: positive regulation of TORC1 signaling; cellular response to amino acid starvation.
UCCCCUUACCCACUGCAUCCCCGUCUUGAGAUUGGCUCUUUUCCAUCACUCAACUUUGAUGACAACUCAUGCAUGGAAUUAAGCCGACACUUGCCUGAUAAUCUUCGAAUUUUGUCAACGCGAUAAAAGUGUAGCCGGAGACUCGGCACGCCCAGUAGAUGGCGGGCUUUGAGCCAAUUCUACAGUUUUAAUCUCUUCAUUGAAGACUUCUAGGUUCCUUCCAUUUGACCUGUCACGAACUCGCAACUUCCAUGGUCUCAGGUCACUCACAAUGCUCUACACCUCGCUUUGCGCCUCAACAUGCCACUAUCCUUUGUCCGCCUUUCCGAUGCGCCCAAGAAGGCGAAAGUGAUAAAAUCCGCCUUUGAAAGCGAGAGCUUCGAUAACGAUUUCAGAAUCCAGGUCGAUGGUUUGGUUGGAUCCGCAACCAUCUCACCUUCGGGUCGAGAUGUUGCUUUAGCAUCUCCUGAAGGUUUGGCCAUCAUAGACCUGGACUCACCAUGGAGUCCCCCGCGAAGGCUGAGCAGCCACGGCCUUCCGUGGCUCGUGGUUGAUGUACAAUGGUCACCAUUUGCGGCACGCGACUACUGGGUCGCCUCCACGGCAAACCAUCGCUGUCUGAUAUGGAACCUCAACAAGCGAGACGACUCGUCGUCGGGGGCUAUUGAACACUCCCUCCAAGCCCACAGCAGAGCCAUCACCGACGCCAAUUUCUCCGCUCACCACCCGGAUUCUCUUGCGACUUGUGCAGUCGAUGGAUAUGUCUACUGUUGGGACCUCCGGAGACCCAGACAGCCAGUUCUGGCCUUUUGUGAUUGGUUUGCCGGUGCCACCCAGGUCAAAUACAGUCGCCAGGACCCUAAUGUUUUGGCCUCUGCCCAUGACCGCUGGCUUCACAUCUGGGACUCCAGGAAGUCGGCCGAGCCACUCAAAACCAUCGACGCUCACACAUCCAAAAUAUACGGCAUUGAUUGGAACCGCACCGUAUCCACCGCCCUCGUUACGUGUUCCCUAGACAAGAGCAUCAAGUUUUGGGACUACGGCAAGGAUGACGAAAAGCCCCAGAGGGUAAUUCGCACCGAUUUCCCGGUAUGGCGAGCCCGGCAUACCCCUUUCGGUCAUGGUUUACUUGCGAUGCCCCAAACGGAGCCAGGCAACCUCUUCCUCUACGACCAAUACCUCGACCCCGAAACACCCGUAGAUGGCACGGUAGAGCCCGCGGCCGUCUUUGAGGGUCACGGCAGCCACAAGGCUAAAGAAUUCCUCUGGAGAAGCCGCGGUGGCGUGACCAACGAGGGCGUAGAUAACCGCGAAUUCCAGCUUGUUUCUUGGGGCGAGGAUAACGAGCUGCACCUUCACAGGGUUGAGCACGAGCUCCUAGAGUCUGUGGGCCACGUACGAGGAACGCCAUUGAUGAAAAACCUCGGCCUCACUCGAAGGGGUGCUCCAUACAAAACCUUCCGGACCGUCGAUGAUGCGGUCCAUCGCGACCGCAGGAGCCCGACCAUGAGUGACCGCCCAGGGAGUGGUGGCCUUCGACACAGUGCUCUCAGCAGCGGCUUAAAUGCUAGCAUCCGCCGUACCGGACCCUCAUGGCGGGCCACGUCCAUGAAGGCGAAAACGAACACAGGCAAGCACGUGGAUAAAACCCAGCUCCAGAUUGGUUGGAUGAAGGGCAUCACCAUGUCAAAGAGGAAGUCAGCUUCUGAUGGCCCCAGCCGGGCUGGUCCCGAGGAUUCGGGCCUGUUCGGCCACGGUUACGAUGGCGGCUGGGGCGAGCCCGAAACCAUCCAGGACGAGUUCCUCCGUAUCAGCAACCAGCUGCCUAACGUGAAGUGGGAAAACAUCGACAUGGAUUCCCUCGCAUUGAACGCUUCACUAAAGGGGCCGUGGGGCGUCAACCGCGAAACAAUCUUCAUCCAGGUCAAGGUGGAUAUUCCCUCCAGCUAUCCCAAGAGCAAGGCCCCCAGAUUUCUCGUCGAGAAGUCUUCGUUUAUGCCAGAAGAGACUCAUCGAAAGCUCGAGCAUGAACUUCACGAGCUCGCGGCCCGCUUCCUUCAGCGAAAGCAGAACUGCCUUUACACGGCCUUCACCUACCUGCUCGGGGAGGCCGACCUGGAGUCCAGCACGGCCUUCUUCCACAACGUCCGGGAUCUUGAAGAUGACGAUGCACUAGCAGAUGAGAGCUCGAGUGAGGAGGAUGAGAACGAUAUCCCCACCGGCGGCUCAGCAUCCAUGUCGCAGGAGCUUAGCGCCAGUACAGAACUGGACCCCUCGGCAACCCUCGUCUCAGCCCAGCGACAGGCGGUCACUCCGUUGCCCAUGUAUUGCGGAGCCAGGUUUUCCAACGACGGCAGGCUGGUGUGUUUCUUCCCAACGAAGGAGGAAAAGGCCAAGGCCCUGUUCGCUCCCGCCCAUCCGGACCCGUCUAAGGAGCGGCCGAAAGGGGAGCCCACGUUUGCUGGAUUCGGUCGUCUUUCCCAUGACUCGCCGCCACCAAAGCAGGGUUUCCACGAUGAGACGUCCGCAACGGACGAUCAAUCGGGAGAGUCUGAUGAUACGGACUCAACAACCUCUACUGAUUCUGAGCCCACAACAGUGCACAAAAUCAGUUUGUGGUACCAGCCAACGCGCCGUUUCCGAAAGACUUGGAGCGCCAACGAGUCCAUACGGUCAAGCGGCGGUGGGACUGGUGCCGGGACGGGCACCGGCACGGGAACAAGUCGGAAACGGCCCGGCAAGCCUAAAAAUAUCAUCUCUAUCCAUAAUUUACAAAGCGACCUGCCGUCAAAAAAGCAACUCGCUCAGGAAUACGCCAUCUUUGGCGACGGGGCUGACGUAUGCACUCACAACGCCGCGGUUGCCGACAAAUACGGAUACCAAGAUCUAGUUCAUGUCUGGAAGUACGCCGCCCUUCUGCUCCGGAGAGACAUCCCGCUAGAGAUACACGACCUCCAACACAGCGGACAGCCGGUGCUCGUGAUUGCCAAGGACGCCGUUUCCCGCGCGGAUGAGGAGGAAGGCGAAGGAGAGGCCACGAACACAGGAGCUAACCUGGCUGGUCGUGUCAGAUGGGGGUAUCAUCCGUUAGCUCGAGAUCUGAUCAACGACCUCUUCGACCACUUUGAGAAAAUCGCCGACAUCCAGAUGUUGGCCAUGUUGGCGUGUAUCUUUGGCGAUUACUCGAUCGAAGAGGAAGCAGCCAUCGCAGCGUCGCAUCUCCCUCAGCCAAAAACGCCGCUGCCUAUGAAGGCGCCGUCGUUCUCGCUCGAGUAUUUCCCUACCGACCCCGCGCUCUGGAACUUGAACAAGAGCCAGGCGAGUUCGGCCAUAACGACCCCCAGAACAGCCCACACCCCGGCCAUGUACUCGGACCCCCCGAGUUCUGAUGAAAUCCCGGGCUCUCUUGAACCGCAAUCGCACUCAUAUUCAUGCGGAGAGACGCCUCCCAAUCAUGCUCGAGACCAUCUACGGGGGGUUAACCAAACUCAAAGUCUUUCGACAUCCCCCAACAAUAGGUUAUUCCACCGGUCCAACUCGACCGUUGCUGCCGCAAUUGCUGCCAGUCUUCCGCGAGCGCUUGCUGGCAUGGUAUCGGGUUCUCCGCCGGAUCCCAUUCGCAAGCGGCCAAGCCCUGCCGAGACAAUGCUGGGCAACCUCACCCCUAACGCCCUUGCAUGGGCUGGCUCGACUGUGUCCGGCACUGGGCUAGAUACCCCUGGAACAUCACGAACAUCGUUCUCAGAAGAUGAAUAUUGGAAAGAUGACAUCUUCUCCAUGGUUCCCAUCGCAGUGUCCUGCAUCCCGAAAAACCAAGGUCUCUUCGACGAUGACGGCUGGAUGUCAACGCCUCUGAUAGACGACACCCACUUUCAACUCUACUCUAGCUACCGCUACGCCUACGCCGAGAUGCUCCAGAUGUGGGGCCAACCCCUCUCACGCCUCGAGAUCAUGAAAUUUGAUAUCCUCAGAGACGACACCCUCUCUUCCAGCACGGCCGCCGCCAGUCACUACACCGAGGACUCCGCGCCCAACAACACCCCGCUCUACGCCACUGGCGCCACGUCCCCGACGUCCCCUUUCGCCGACCGUCGCGGCUUCUUCCAAGAACUCCUCACGUCGGGCCGCGGCGUCGACGUAACGGGCUUCUGCCGCGUGCACCCAGGCGUCCCGCUCGAACCGGCAGAAUACCUCCGCCCGACACAGCCCGCCACCGCCGCCAGCAGCUCCGGCGCACACAGCUCCGCGGGCCACGGCCCCCACGGCCACGCUCCCGUCAUGAACGGCGCAGUCGGCGUCUGCCACCGCUGCACCGCGGAGCGCGAGCACGCCGACCUGGUGCCCCAGACCGAACUCGUGUGCGUCUACUGCUGGGAGCCCGCCGUCGGGCUCUACGCGCCGUGCAUCGCGUGCGGGUGCGUCGCGCACGAGACCUGCCUCGCCGAGUGGCACGCCCACGGCGCCAGCGAGUGCCCCGCCGGCCACGACUGCCACUGCGCCGACCUGGCCAGCAGCGAGACCCCCGGCAGCUGGGCCGGCCUGCGCGCCGCGGCGCUGCUGCUUACCGCGGGCGAUGGCCGUGGCGGCGAGCGGGAGAGGGGCGGCAGUGGCACCGGUGGUGGUGGUGGCGGCGGGGAUAGCAGCAGCGCUAAUACCCGCUCGGGCGGCGGCGGCGGCGGCGGCGGCGCGGCGUCCAGGUCGGCGCGGUCGAGGCGCAAGUCGGCCCCCGCGGAUGCCGCCAAGUUCCACAUCCUGCGCAGGAUGAACGACUCCCCCGCCACCACCAUCGGGUCGGGCGCCGGGACCGGAACCCCAACCGGGACCGGCGCCGGGAGCGGGACAGACACUGCCAGCGUCCGGUCCGGGGCGGGCGGCGGAAGCACCGGCACCGGCACCGGCACCGGCGGCGGUAGGAUGGGCGGCAGCGGCCCCACCGCGCGCAGGCGGGGCCACGACGAUAGCGCCAUCGACCGGACGGACCGUGAGAGCGUGGCCUCGCCCGGUCCGCAGCAUCAGCAACAUCAUCAGCAACAGCAGCAGCAGCAGCAGCAACAGCAGGGGAUCCCCUCAGUCACGGUCACGGGCGUCGCGGGCGGGCUGCUGGCGGGCGUGAAACCGCCGCCGCGCGGCGAGGAGCCCAUCUCGGCGGCGCAGCUAAGCUUGGGCAAGAGGUUGAAGAAGCAGCUGGAGGAUGCGGGGCGGCCGGGGGUGCCGAGGCGGAAUUCGGGGGGGUUGGCGAUGUGGAAGACGUCGAAUGGUGUGUGAUGUAAUG